AUGGCGUGGCGACACGUGGCGACCAAUGUCACUCCACUGCCCCAUCAGCUUCGGCUUCAAGACUCAGCCAACUUUGGCUCCAAUUUUGGUUACUUGAGCCGCAAGGCACCGCGAGUGAGGUGUCCUACUCACGUCGGUUCCGCGGCCGGCGGGGCAAACUUCGCCGCGACAUGGAAACCUAAAGGAGAAAUGAGCCAAGAGAAGAGAGCCCCCUCGGAAAAACCUAAGUCUGGGGGAACUGAAAGUAAGAAAAAAGUAAAGGAGAAGAAGGAUAUAUUCGAGAUACGGUCAUUGAUAACAGGAGAGUUCCCGCGAUUUUCAAACCUCUCCACCAGAGUUGUUCUUUUGUUUGCUUGGGGACAAGCAAAGUCUAAGUCUGGGGAGUUGAUAACACGGCUUUUUAGCCCGUUUUAG
This is a messenger RNA of Arabidopsis thaliana (thale cress), 414 nucleotides long. RefSeq lists its product as uncharacterized. NCBI's taxonomy places the organism in Eukaryota, Viridiplantae, Streptophyta, Magnoliopsida, Brassicales, Brassicaceae. The transcript is spliced from 3 exons. Bases 1 to 414 code for a protein of 137 amino acids. The record is from RefSeq and is marked reviewed.